Rhipicephalus sanguineus (brown dog tick) is the source of this 1145-nucleotide messenger RNA. RefSeq names its product ubiquinone biosynthesis protein COQ4 homolog, mitochondrial (gene Coq4). The record is from RefSeq and is a predicted model, not a curated record. Gene Ontology annotation, biological process: ubiquinone biosynthetic process. The transcript has 7 exons. The coding region runs from base 148 to 999 and encodes 283 amino acids. Gene Ontology annotation, cellular component: mitochondrial inner membrane; mitochondrion. NCBI's taxonomy places the organism in Eukaryota, Metazoa, Arthropoda, Arachnida, Ixodida, Ixodidae.
UGCGGCGCAGCGUGUAGUAAGGGGUUGGAGUGGUUUCCACGGCCUGCAGAUGUUGAACUACCCUAGUUGAACGUUUAUGCACUCAUUUUUUACUGUUUGCGUGCAUAGCCUACAAUCACGGCUGCAGUGCUUUGGCACAGUAUAACUAUGAAGCGUGCCGCUUGCAGCCUGCCACGUUUACUUGAAAGGAGGCGUACAUGCAACUCUUUUUUGUUGGCUAGUCGUUCUCUCACACACGCCAAGGGCGCUGAAGUGCAAGACCAUGACCCGCACGAACAAGGUCCACUGUAUCCCGGCCACAUACCAACAACUUUUGCCCAGAAAGCUCUCAUAUCAGUUGGUUCAGCGCUUGCCGCUAUAACGGACCCUUUUAGGGACGACAUGGUGGCUGUGUUUGGAGAAGUAACCGGAGCGUACGCUUUCCGAGAUUUGCACAGAAUUAUGUCUGAUGACGAGGAAGGACGACAGAUAUUAAGAGACCGGCCGAGAAUCAACACUCGCACGGUGGACUUGGACUACCUCAGCAGCCUACCUGAUUACACUUUCGGCUACACAUACUAUCGGUUCCUUCAUGACAACAAUGUGACACCUGACUCGAGACUUCCUGUACAGUUUGUAGACGAUGCUGAGCUGGCUUACGUGGCCCAGAGGUAUCGUGAGGUACAUGAUCUGAUCCACACACUUCUCGAAAUGCCAAUCCACAUGUUGGGUGAAGUGACUGUCAAGUGGGUUGAAGCUAUCCACACUAAGCUGCCCAUGUGCUCAACUGGUGGACUUUUUGGAGCAAUGCGUCUGAAGCCAAAGCAACGCCGAGAUUACGUUAAUGUUCAUCUGCCCUGGGCCCUGCGUGUGGGAUUCAAUGCCAAGAACCUAAUGUGUGUUUAUUAUGAGAAGCACUGGGAGGAACCCCUUUCCGAGCUGCAGAGAAAAUUGCGAAUCGAGCCCUUUCCUCGGCAAACUUUUCAUCGAACCGUUGAAGAUGGUAAAAAACAGUCUUGAAGAAAGUAUGGUUGGGGAAGAUGUGAAUGUACUGUUGCAUGAACACAACAGCAGCAGCAACAAAGAAUAUGAAUUAUUCUCUAUUUUGCCUGGCAUGUCUCUAUCCAGAGCAGAUCUUGAAGAAAAAUAAAUGCAUUAAUGUUUCA